Molecule: messenger RNA, 540 nt
Organism: Prorocentrum cordatum
Lineage: Eukaryota; Dinophyceae; Prorocentrales; Prorocentraceae
Source: the annotation of a GenBank genome assembly
AUGAUGGACAACCACUGGCGCAUCCGCCAGAGGGUCGUCGAGCAAACGCCCAAGCUGGCGAAGCUUUUCGGCGUCGAGAUGUUUCAAUCGAAACUCGAGGCCUUCUACUUGUCCAGCUUCCGCGACUCCGUCCACUCUGUGCGAGAAGCCGCGAUCCAACACUUGAAGGAGAUCGUCGACACUUUCGGGUCGCAGUGGACCGUGGAGCACUUGCUGCCGAAGCUGGUGGAGCAGUACUCCCAGAGCGCAGGCUACGCGAACCGGCUCACCACGCUUCACGUGCUCCUGCAGGUCUCUGGCGUGAUGACGCCCGACCAGUGCAUGCAAUUCAUCAUCCCUGUGCUGAUAAAAGCCACCAAGGAUGGCGUUCCCAACGUCCGCUUCGCCGCAUGCCGGAACAUCAUGUGGAUGAUGGAGAACCACAAUCUCGGAACGGUGGCGCUCAACACGGUGAUCAAGCCUGCGCUCAUGGAGCUCGAGCAGGACUCCGACAUUGACGUGCAGUACUACGCGCAGCGAGCCAUCGCGGCUUGUCGGUAG